AUGAAUUGGACUGGUGGCAGGCUACAGCGACACUCGAAGCAAGGCAGCAGCGCUCUUAACCGUCAGAAGCAGCACUUCGCAAAGGUCCGCACCGCGCUUCAGAAUGGCUCCCUCCAGCACUACCCUCCAUUCAAACCAAGUUUUCUCCGCGACGAUGAUGGGGUGCUGGGCGGACACCUUCCGCCGUUUGGUGAUCGUUCUACACGACACGUCGGGCAUCCAAAGUCGAGGCAAAAGACGCUCGAAGAGUAUGACUCCGUCGCUCCGGUAGCCAAAAGACUCAGUUCAUUGGGUUCGCUCUCGCAUCACUGGGGCAGCCGGCUAAAGCAGGAAAAAGUUACUUCUCCGCGUCAUGGAGUUCAUGCGGACUCGCCAAACUCCGCACGGAGGCCGACCAGUCGAGACGUGCAAAACUGGAAGAAGCAGUUCAAACGGACAAAAACCUCGCCGCGGAAGGUCUUGAGCCGGACGAGGAGCAACCGAAGUCUGUCUAAGGAUCAACUCUCCUCGGAGCCGCUCCUGGAGGCAAAGAAACGAAAGCUCUUAGAGCACGAUGAUUGGGUUGGGCUUGCACUGUCUCGGCCAGUCCACACGCAGUUCGUGUCAACUAGAGAAAAAGAGAGGAUUGGCAAGAGGCGCAAGAUCGAGAGCAGUAUGAGGGAGCGCCUAGGCGGUGAAGCACGCCGAGCCCUUACGCUAAUAGGGGGCAAUAACCGCAACGUUCGAGGGCCGUUCAUGAGUGGAGCACUUCCCCACAAGGACGAUAUUAGUAUACGUAUUGGAACGGACGCGUUGGUUAGCCGGCAUUCGACGCAGCUGGGUGCAGAGCAAGGCGUCUCUGUACGCCUUACUGCGCAGUCAUCAGAUUCCAUGUUGUUGGAUGACGAUACUGUGGCACGCGAUGCUGCAUGCGACUGGCAGCUUUCGCUCCUUGGAGUCGACGAUAGAGAGUCCGAUGGCGGACACCAGCGAUUGCCUGGUUCUACUAGUCCCUCCAUUGAAGAAGCCACACCCUCUCCCAUCAAACAUCGCUCUUCUCCGCAGCGGAACACUCAUAGCAUGCUGAGGCUUUGGGAUCCCGAGAUAUUCAAACCCGAUCAUCCAGAAUUUAGUCUCCAGGAGCAGGCCAUGCCAGAUACAGUACCUGGACCUGGACCGAACGCGGAUGCUUUAGGAGGUAGCCCCCCACAACGUUUGGUCGAAUACGUUAGCUUGGGAGACUUCGGCAUUCAACAAGCGGCCGCCGCUACCGCGCCUUUUCGCCUUGUUUUUGAGCCAUCUUCACAGAGCCGUUAUCAGGACUCUGAGUUGCACGAACAAGCUGCACACUCACUCGACCGAGACCAUUACCAGAGCCACCAAGACCAGCCCGAGGAUACAAGAAUCGUGGAAGAAGGGUUUGGGCAUUUUGUCGGUGAUGAGCCAUGGAAAGCAUUCUUACCGCUCUCUGCUGCUGCCUCGAGCCGGAUUAUGCAUACAGAUACCUCUUAUUACAGCACUAGGCAUAACCGUGACAUCGAAGAAGCCGGUCCAUACGGGGCCACAGAUAUUGAUGAUCGCCUGAGAUCGCUUCGUGCCACUCUGGGGUCGUCGGACGAGUCGAGUACGGCGCCUGUCCAGGCAAUAUCAACUGUUGCUCACGUGUCCGCACAUUCUACAAACACUCAGAAGUCGAGGACUGAAACGCAGCAAUCUACUUCCGCUUCUCUGCGACAGAUAACGGACCUCACGCGGAAGCAGGCUAGAGAACCGUCGGCGCCAGACAAUGGCGACGAUGCAUGGAGGAAAUUUGUUUUCGGAGACGUCAGCAGCUCCCGGCCCGGCAGUGCCCUGGCGAGCUCAGUUGGAGAUAUUGAACCUGCGCCCUGCAAGAAGGCUCGAGUUAGCUCCAGUCAGUGGUCUCUCGCUGCCGAAGAGCGCACGAGUUCUGACCGCCAAACCCGCGUUCCUCAGAUAAUGGCCGAGGAACCUCGCCGGUCAUCUCAAGGCUCGGUCUUGUCCGGUCAAAGCGAAGGGCACGGAUCGGCGGCUGGUGAAGAGUAUCCUACAGCAUCCAUGUACAAUAACGCAGCGCUGAGCGAAGGCUCUUCAGUUGCAAAUUCGAGCCCCAGAUGCCGUAAGCAGGUGAAGUCUACUGCGGCGACAUACCAGACAUCAACGCAAGAUGAGCACUCGUCACCGGACCCCCUAUCUAUAAGCAACAUUCAUGCUGCCAUAGAAUCGGUUCGAACCGGCCGAGCAAGACCGAAGAAGAUUGUUUUCACAAAGCCUGCUGCGUUCAUAGGCAAUGAUUCAGAGAGUCAUACAGUGCGCAUUGGCUCGAAAAAGCUGACAGGAAGGCGGACGAAAGUGAGGCGAAGACAGGCGCCGGAUUCGAUCUACGAUAUCCCAUUGAGCAAUGAGAUUGAUGACGAGGUUGACAUGAUUGAGGAUUGA
Messenger RNA from Coniosporium apollinis CBS 100218, 2436 nucleotides. RefSeq lists its product as uncharacterized. The transcript has a single exon. Bases 1 to 2436 code for a protein of 811 amino acids. The record is from RefSeq and is a predicted model, not a curated record. NCBI's taxonomy places the organism in Eukaryota, Fungi, Ascomycota, Dothideomycetes.